This is a messenger RNA of Laccaria bicolor S238N-H82, 404 nucleotides long. RefSeq lists its product as uncharacterized. The coding region runs from base 1 to 237 and encodes 78 amino acids. The transcript has 2 exons. Lineage: Eukaryota; Fungi; Basidiomycota; Agaricomycetes; Agaricales; Hydnangiaceae. The record is from RefSeq and is a predicted model, not a curated record.
AUGACCAGGUUUCACUGGGCAGUUGCCACCCAUCUCUUCUCACAGCACCUAUGCUCCUUUUCGAUGGAGAUGUUCGGCAACCCAAGUCUCACGCUGGAGACUCAAGGUUCUCAUUUUUGGCAUUGGGUUUUCUUGCACAAAGUGCAGCAUUUACUCACGCUGGCUCGGCCUGCGACAGGGUUGUCCGACGUUCGAACCUCUGAACGCAUCGACUCCGCUUGGUGGAGUUCUGUGUAAACAGUGCACUCUGCGUUCUUGGGCUUUGUUCAGCUGAUUUAGUCAGCUUAAGAAACACUCCACGAUAACUUCUGGUUACACUUCCAACUCAAGUGCAUGACUAGCCACGUCGACGUGCGUCCUUGUGACGGCGAAUUCUCUGUUUUUGUAGUAAGCAUUUCUUUCAC